UGUUUUUAACAGUUUAAUAUUUAGAAUUUAAUAUAUUUUCACAUCAUGUGAACUGAUGAUUUGGAAAAGGCUUUGGGAACAUUGUUUACUACUCUUGGGAAAGUGUCUCAACAUUAGAAGCAGUAAAGGUUAAACACGUUUUUCAAGAAGCCAGAAUGUUUUGGGAAUUAUGUCUGUAGCUUCCUGAUUUCUGAGAGAUGAGUCGUGCACUUGCUCGUGUAGACAGUAUAGAAGGUCAGGGUGUCUGUGAAGGCCCUAAAUGAGAAGGACUGUAGCCAUGGCAACUGUGGGAGGGUCUACCUGGUCACUCCUGUCUGGAAUGAAAUGACACCCUGUGGAUGCACCUGGAGCUAUUGUCACCUGGGCCCAGUUCUGCAUCUCCUAGCUGGGGGAGCCUUUGGCCUUUUUAUUAGCUAGUAGCAUCUUGCCCAGACGGUGGAGAGAGUAUAUAUUCAAAGCACUUUCUUUUAGUAGCCCUAGUAAAAGGGUUGAGAAAAAAUAAGAUUAAACUGUUGUUAAUGUUUGUGUCUGUGUCUGUUUCAGCAUUGAAAGGGUAAGAAUGUUUUUCCUGAGGAUAGACCUUUUAAAUAGAGUAAUGGAGAGGUGAGGGUUGUUCUUGUUUAAUUUAUAAGUGAGAAGAGUAAAGUAGGAUUAGGAUCACUGUUUUUAAAACCAGUGGGGUCCUAACUAGUAGAUUGAGAUCUACCUAUAAAUUCUAAAAACCUUAACUACUGGCCGGGCAUGGUGGCUCACGCCUCUAAUCUCAGCACUUUGGGAGGCUGAGGUGGGUGGAUCAGAAGGUCAGGAGUUCGAGACCAGCCUGGCCAAUAUGGCAAAACCCUGUCUCUACUAAAAAAAUACAUUAAAAAAUUAGCUGGGCGUGGUGGCGUGUGCCUGUAGUCCCAGCUACUUGGGAGGCUGAGGCAGGAGAACUGCUUGACAGCCAGGAGGUGGAGGUUGCAGUGAGCCGAGAUUGAGCCACUGCCUUCCAGCCUGGGAAACAGAGUGAGACUCUGUCUCAAAAAAAAAAAAAAAACAACUUCUUGAUAAUAACAACAAAGUGAGCACAGCCUACGUAUCCUUCAUUGGGAACUGGUUAAAUAAAUUGUGUGGUAUCUCUGAUCCUCUGUAACAGGUACAUAGUGAGGUUCACUAUGAGGGCUGCAGUGAAAUGAGCCCCAGACACGUGGCGGAGUAGAAAGACCCAGAUGCAGAGUAGCAUGGAUAAUGUGAUUCCUGUUCCUUUUUGUUUUUUUUCCAGGAAUAAUAACUCAUAUUUAUGCUUGCGUGUGCUUAAAAAAUUCCUGAAAAGACACAUAAGAAACCAUUAACAGUGGAUAUACUCCAAGAAACAUCUGGGAUAGAAGAGAAACUUCCUUUCUAUUGCAAACCCUUUUCUUAGGGUGGAUAUAUAUUUUUAAACAUGUGCAUGUCUACUUUGCCACUAAAAACAAUUAGUUUAAAUAAAAACAACCACUUAGCUGGUAGCUGACUGAGCCAGGUGUCAUGAUCAUGCCUGCGUGGGGGUUUCCUGUCCCAUUCAGGAACCUCACUGCCAGCAUACCAUCUGGGCACUGGGCCCUGGAGAGGGCCCAGCUCACACACAUGAAGGUAGGAAUCUCUGGAGUACAGUGGAAGUGGAUGGAUUUGCUGACCAGUCUUUAAAAAUGUUAAGGCUUGGGGGCUUGGAGAACAGGCAUUCUGUAUUAAAACAAAUGUUGCUCCUGGCUGAACAGUUUGAAGAUAUGGAGCUUAUGACCUCAAAAGAAGUGUAUAGGGUGCGGGGGAGGGUAACAAAUUAUGGAACCACUUAGGCUGAAGAAGCAUUUGAAUAAUGUUCCAAGGAGGGGCACAUAAGUGGUCAUAAUUACUUCGGGUCUGCUGUCUGAACCAAUUUCCAGUCUUUUCUACUUCCUUUUUCAGGCAGCAAGUUCCAGAAACUGGCUACUCACUGCAUGAACUUGGCAGGUCCUCUUGAUUUUCUUAUGCUUCACCUCUGAGGGCUUAAAAGGGAGUCUUUAGGCUCUAUGAUCAGAGGCCCUGCGCAGAGAGCACUGUCUCCCCCACACGCACCCCAGUGCUGUCAGAAAUGCAGGCUGCUGCCUCAGCAUGGGUGCCCAUGGCCUCCUCAUUUCCUUGUGCGUUUCACUAGCCGCUUUUGCUCUUUUGUCCAGCACCAUUAUCUUUUUCAUGAAGUGUGGCUUCCAGAAUUGUCUGUGACGUACAUUUUAUUUACCUCGUUCAUUCAUUCCACUCGUUUCUUGUCAGCUUACUCAGCUGGUUGUGAUUGUGCGUUCAGGACUCUGCAGUGUCAGGUACUGGCCUAGGAGUUGGGGGUGUGGUUGGGGACAGUGUCUAGAGGCUUCUUUGAAUCUGAAGCAUGCCUUUGCAUUGGCGUCUCCUGGACAUAGUAAACACCCAGCUCCAGAGUGGAUUAGAUGGUAGCCACCGCUUUAUAGGUGAGGCUUGAGCAAAUGUCCCUGAGUGGGUAUCACUGGUGCCUCCCAGAGUAAAGGCAUCUGACGCCCCCACUCGCUCGGAGUCUUCUUGCAGUCUGUUCAUAUUUGAUUGUCAUUCUCCUCCUCCAGCCUAAGUACCCUGGAGAUGUCACUUUUCCUUCUGAGGGAACACUAAGUAAGCUGUUCCCUGAGGAGACAGCCGAGCCCACCCUUGGUUCUUUUACCCAGGGAAGUGUCUGGCCCUCUCCUUUGCUCUCUGUCUUCAGUCUGCUUCCAUCUUAUGACAAAGAAAUCCCUCACGUUUGGGAGUUUUUAAAUUCGAGAUAAGAAUUAUUUUUAAAAUCACAAGAUAUAAAUGUUAAGCCCCCAAACCACACUUCCUGAGGACGGAUGAUUGUUGCCCAUCUGGGAGAGGCUGGGCCGGGCCCCAAUGUCUAUGUUGGUAAAGGAGGGAGUGGCACCCCUCUGAAGGAUUGUUAUUGGGACCGGCCUGGGCCAGGCCAGUAGCAGUGCUCAGUACAGUGCUCAGAGAAGGCCCAAAAGUGUAUGUUACUUGAGAAAAAAGGAAAAUCCACGCUGACAACAGUAUCAGAGUGAUGUGAUUCUCAAGUGUUUUAUCUCUAUAUUUUUUGUACCAUUUUCUUUGUUUAUUUUUAUUUAUUUAUUUAUUUUGAGACAAUCUUGCUCUCUUGCCCAGGCUAGAAUGCAGUGGUGUGAUCUCAGCUUACUGCAACCUCCACCUGCUGGGUUCAAGCAAUUCUCCUGCCUCAGCCUCCCAAGUAGCGGGGACUACAGCUUGCUGAUGACCGUAUGGCACUGGUGUCAGGCAUCAGCUUAGAUCCAGAAGCAACAAUUGGUGUGACAAAACGGUCACCUCCUAAAUGGGUGGAUGGAGUGGAUGAAAUUCAGUAUGAUGUUGGCCGGAUUAAGCAGAAGAUGAAAGAAUUAUCCAGCCUUCAUGACAAGCAUUUAAACAGACCCACCCUGGAUGACAGCAGUGAGGAGGAACACGCCAUCGAGAUAACUACCCAGGAGAUCACUCAGCUCUUCCACAGGUGCCAGCGUGCUGUGCAGGCCCUGCCGAGCCGGGCCCGGGCCUGCUCCGAGCAGGAGGGGCGGCUGCUUGGGAACGUGGUGGCCUCGCUGGCGCAGGCCCUGCAGGAACUCUCCAUCAGCUUCCGGCACGCACAGUCAGGCUACCUCAAACGUAUGAAGAAUCGAGAGGAGAGAUCCCAGCAUUUUUUUGACACGUCAGUACCACUAAUGGAUGAUGGAGACGAUAAUACUCUUUACCAUCGGGGUUUUACCGAUGACCAGUUAGUGCUGGUGGAGCAGAACACACUGAUGGUGGAAGAGAGGGAGCGAGAGAUCCGCCAGAUUGUACAGUCCAUUUCUGACCUGAAUGAAAUAUUUAGGGACUUAGGAGCGAUGAUUGUAGAACAGGGUACAGUCCUUGAUAGAAUUGACUAUAACGUUGAACAGUCCUGUAUCAAAACGGAAGAUGGCUUGAAACAACUUCACAAGGCAGAACAGUAUCAAAAGAAGAAUCGGAAGAUGCUUGUGAUUUUAAUAUUAUUUGUCAUCAUCAUUGUGCUCAUUGUUGUCCUCGUUGGCGUGAAGUCUCGAUAAGUGGCAUUGGGUUCUCGUGUGUGCCACACGCAUGCAUCUCCCGGUGUGAGGGGCUUGGCCUGCGCGGGCCAGCUGCCGUCAGAGGUGCAGCCCCGAGGAAUCCGAGGGCAUCGGGGCAGAGAACCUUUCCAUCCACAGACUCCUCCUCCAUUAGUCCUGCUCAAGUGGUCCGGGGAAUGGGCUUUUGUUUUUCCUUCAUUGUUGAAAAUUUAAGGACCUUUGAUACUGCUGCACAAUAGAGAUUGAGUUCUGUGAUCAGUUAUCAUAUAUAUUUUUCUUAGAGAAAGUGAGCUGAAAGUUUACAGGGACUGCAGAAGCUGUUCAGGAUUAUAUGUGUAUAUGCUGUUUUUUUAGCAGCCAUGUCUGAGCAGAAUGUUAAAAUAAUUUUUGGAAAAAUUUUCUUUAAACCAUUCUGGUUUUUAAGAAAUUUGGUACCAAAAAUUGAUGAGUAGAGGCAAAAAUGCCUCUUCAUCUUUCUCUAUAUAUUUUCCAGUUGAAAACAACUAAGAAGUCCUUUAAGAAUUUAUAAUCUGUUCCCUAUUAACUUAAUUUAGCUUUUCCAUCACUGUUAAUGAUCAGAGUAACAAAGUGUGAAAAAUAAGAAACCAUCAUUGAUGUUAAUUAACACAUUUAGAUGGGCCAGUUAAAACAGCUUCAUAAGUUUAAUUGUAAAUGGAAUAUUCCUUAUUUAAAAUUUUUGCACUGCAUUUUCUACUGUAAACCAAAAGGGGUUACUAAGCAAAACCACCUAAAAUACAGUUGGUGAUUUGAAUAAAUCUCGCAUUAAAAGAAAGCUUGACAGUGUUAGGAAAGCCACCAGUCUCAGCCAGUGUGUCCCCGUGGGUAUCCCCAGCCUCCUUGCUCCAUCCAUUACUUAUAUACUAACUACAUAAUGACCUGUUCAAACCAGACUCUAUUUAAUGAACUGUGAAUUUACACAGAGGCCAUUUUAAAUGGGUCACCCCAUUUAGGAUUAGUGGAUCUCAAAUUAUUAACCAAACAUCACUCCAUUUCAAAGUAAAAUAUUCCACCAGUGAUUUGAUUUAUUGGCUCUUCCAUUGCCACUGAGCAAUGCCUAGGAAGCAGGCACAUUGCCAAGGACUGUGGGCAUCUUGACUAGGAAGCUCCUUGUUUGUGUGAGUGUGGGUCAGAUUGCCAAAGUAAGACUUCGUCAUUUUCCUACCUGUUAUCAAUAUGGUGCUGAAAUACAUUCCUACAACUGUAGAAUAGUGUGAAAAGGGAUGGGAGGUUUGAAGUAGUUCAUGUUUUAUUGGCCUUGUUUUAAUUGGUACCAGUAGAGUUUUAAUGGUCUUUGUGUAAUUUUUAAUGGCUUUUCCAUUGUUUUGCUUCUCUUACAAAGUUUAAGAAGUGUAUGACCUCAUUCAAUGUACUGCAUUUUAUUUGGACCAGUCACUUAAAAUGUCUCUCUAGAGUUGACUUUGAAGUUGUUUCCAGAAAUUUAAACUCAAGUCCAGAGAUUGAAGCUGUCCAAACAGCUCAUGGGCUUAACAUCCAAACCCCUGCCCCAGCCUUCCCUUUCCAAGUUGGCGCCACCUCCGGCAGCCACUGGUUUUCUUAUUACUGAUGUAGCUGUGGAAUGGUAAGGACCUAGAGGUGUCCCUGGCAUUUCAGGAAGCAACCCCUGUCUUCCCUGACAAGUAUUGUUUAGGAAAGAGGGCCGGAAAAUAAGAAGCCAGCACCUCAUCAGUCACCCCUGAAAUGUUGAGGCUUCCAUAGCUCUUGAAAGUCAUUGGAGGUGUUCUUUCAUCUCAGCUCAUUUUAACCCAUGGUUGAGAUGUUCCAAGUUAGACCUGCUCCUCUUAGGAGUGGGGCUGUCUGAAUUAGGGAACUGGCCUCAAAAACAGUCUGCAGUGGCAAUACCGGAUUCCUGUUCAAGCUUUUUUAAAGAGCUAAGUCUUAGAAACACUUGAAGUAAACUGACCCUGUAGGAGAAGAUCAUCGUUUGUUUAUAUUUAUUUUCACCAAAUAGGGUGAUGAAGGUUGGUUUUUGUCCCCUGCACCUAUUUGGGUAAAAUAACAGACCUGAAUAGAGAUUGUUUUAAGGAUGUCCUCCAGGUUGGGGAACUGUCCCAUUCCACUUGAAGCCAGGGCACUGGUACUGUGACUGUUUUCCCAAGGUGGGGGAGAGAUAGACCCAGCCUGGAGCUAGCUGACCCCGGGCCUAUGUGCUGACUUCUUGGGGUCCUCAAACCACUGUAUUUUUCUUUUGAGCCUGUACUUGGGGAGAGAUCAGCAGCAUUUGAGGAAGUAAGAGAGAAGAAUCAUGGUACCUCAGGGUUUCUUUCCCUUCACUCACUGACAGCUGUUGUCUGUGGGCACCUCAUGCUUCUUCUCUGCACUCUGUUGAGCUGUGGAGGUAACGAUCACCCAGGCCAGUCUCCCCUGCCUGGGAUGUGCCCUUGGAGAAGAGGCCUAGCAGGGCAGGCUCCCUCUGGGCAUCCCUGGGUGCAGCCUCUGGACACAUGUCUUCUCUUUUUUCUUUUUUUUUUGAGAUGGAGUCUUGUUCUGUCACCAGGCUGGAGUGCAGUGGUGUGAUGUCGGCUCACUGCAACCUCUGCCUCCCAGGUUCAAGUGAUUCCCCUGCCUCAGCCUCCUGAGUGGCAGGGACUACAGGUGCGCGCCACCCCACCUGGCUAAUUUUUUGUAUUUCAGUAGAGAUGGGGUUUCACCAUGUUGGCCAAGUUGGUCUCAAUCUCCUGACCUCAUGAUCCUCCCACCUCGGCUUCCCAAAGUGCUGGGAUUACAGGUAAGAGCCACCAUGCCCAGCCCAUAUGCCUCCUUUAAAGUGUCCAGGGGUGGCUCAGGUUCAGUGGAGGUAGAAGGAGAAACAGACAUGUUUACCAUCAGUUUUCCAAAGCUCCUGGUCUUUCCCAGGAUUGUAACUGAAAACUGCUGUCUCUUGUGUUCGUUUGUGGGGGUGGGGGUGCUGGCUGGGCCAUGCAUGUGAAGCGGAUUCACCCUCUGCUAAUUGAGAGAGCGUUAUUUACAUUAUUUAUUUGUUUUGACACAAGUGGUUUCAGUGUUUUAUCCUAGCUAAUGGCUUAAGUUAAUAAAACCCUUCCACCUUAAUUGGUCAGAUAAGACUUUUUUUCUUGUAUGCUUAAAUAAAGCAAUUAGUGAAGUGCUUCUACCAAAAUGACCUUUUUUGUCCUUUUUAAAAACCAAUUUACUGUUACUGGAAACUUUUUGUACAAUAAAGCAAUCAUGCAGAUUAAAGAACA
Molecule: messenger RNA, 7330 nt
Organism: Callithrix jacchus (white-tufted-ear marmoset)
Lineage: Eukaryota; Metazoa; Chordata; Mammalia; Primates; Cebidae
Source: RefSeq, a predicted model, not a curated record